Molecule: messenger RNA, 2847 nt
Organism: Trichoderma aggressivum f. europaeum
Lineage: Eukaryota; Fungi; Ascomycota; Sordariomycetes; Hypocreales; Hypocreaceae
Exons: 4
Coding region: 1-2847 (948 amino acids)
Source: RefSeq, a predicted model, not a curated record
AUGGAAGACAGCAGGGCUACAGUGGGGUCAUGCAACGGCGCUGUGCUACAGCGUCCCAUCAAGGCUCUUACGAGGCCGGUUGGCGCAUUCAAGCCCGCUGAACCCCUCCAGCAAUCCGAGAUUCUACUGGGCCCAGCAAUCGCGAACGCCUAUGACGCCGAGCUAGCGCGCUCGUGUUUGCCCACUGCCGCUUCUCAGCCUUUUCGGCUUGCGCGCCUCCAGUACGAUUUGAUUUGGACGUUGCAUCUACAACUGCGCAAGCACCGCCAAAAUACACCACUUGGCCUCGGCUAUCCAUAUCUUGCCUCUCGAUCAAACCAAGACAAGAUCUCAGCUCUUCCGCUCCCAAAAACAAGAUCAUCCCGCCAGUCCUCUCGCAAUUCCGCUAUCCGACUUCAAGUCUGUCUGCCUCUGGUAUCGCCACUACUACCAAAGAGCCAAAGCUCGCAGCCUUCAGCUCUCCCUCGAAUCCAAGCCCGCGAUUCGAUUGUUCCUUAUCCCGCUUCGAAAAUCACUUUGUCCUAUGGUCACCUACUACGUCUGCGGUUCAUAAUGAGCGGACGCAGGCGAAGGGCGUCCACGUCGAGCGUCGAAACCAUAGAUGGAGACAAGAUCCGCUGGUUGCAGGAGUCUUCUGUUGUCAGAUCACAGCCCAAGGACGUCUCCAAGGAUGACUAUCCUUGCUUCGAGCUGCGCGAUGCCACCGUCUACGAUAGAAAGGGAGAGACUCUCGAGAACGCACUCAAUGUCGUCGUGCGAGGCCCAUACAUCGUGCGCGGCCAUCUCAUCAUAGACGAUCCCUCUCAAAAGACACAUCUGAUCAUGAGGGUCAAGGCAUCUACACCUAUAGAAAUCCGCCAUUGUAUCGCUUAUUCGAUCGGAGAAGACGAUGGGCGCCCUGUUGUAUGGGUUCUGGGACGAGGCGGCUGGUACGAGCUUAACCCUUCAGACGCAUACCGACCGAUAUUCAAUAAGAUGUGCGAGGCCACCACCAUGUAUUACAGUUUGGUGGACAUAUACAGCUCUGGCAAAUUUAGCAAGACACCUGCCGCACCGGGUGCCAACCUCCUAGAGGCUCUCCGCACUGAUUUGCUACAGUAUGCCAUGAAGGUAGGCGAUGGAGCAACAUUCAACGAGGUGAUACAGCGGUGUGCUGAGCACGCCAUCUUCUUCGUUUGCCAAUUUGGACAGGAGUCUCUCAGCCUUAUAGACUGGAAGCAAACGCCAUUCCAUAGAUGGUUCACGGUUGAGCACGCCGACGUGGUGUAUAAAACAGAGUUGGCGCUCAAAAACCCACGAAAACCAAGCAGUCCUUCGCGUGAGGUGGUGAGUCCGGCGCCGAGUAACAGGUCCUCAAACCGCAUUACUAGGAGUCUCAGCACGGAGGUUGUUGAUCCCGAUCAAACCCAGCUAUCGAAACGGCCGAAACCAAGCCCGCUUGCAGACGUAGCGAGCCCUAGUGCUGCUGCUCAGACACCAGCAAUGCCUACGCAAUCUGCUGCUCAGACACCAGCAAUGCCUACGCAAUCUGCUGACGGUGCAAUAAGCACUGCAGCAGAUGAUGACUCUCCAUUUGCCUCCGUCCUCGCUGCAUUAGAAGUAUUAUAUGUCGAUCGUGGUGGCUCUAAAAAGGGCAUCACUAUGAAGAAUGCUCUCAACUUUAUCUACUUCGACUACAAAAUCCCCAAUUACAAAGACGGCUCUAAAGGAGCGCAUCGCAUUCCCGCUGAAGAGGUUUUGCAUUAUAAUGCUGCCGCCUUGUUGCAGGUACUUGACAAGGAGAGGUUCCAGAAGCAUGAGCUCUGGUCUUUUCUCGAGGAGUUGUCAGCAAAGCCGUUUACUCCGCGUGCUAUAAAAGCAUCGGAAUUUCCUUUUCGACUGAUACCGCGCAAAGCCAUGCCGCGUCAAUCCAAGAAGCCAGCGCCAACUGCUGUCGAUCCAGAAUCAUCCUCGCACGAAGCUGGCGCAGCAAGUACCAACGAUGCUCCUGGGCAUAUUGGCAAAUCAUUGAAACGACCUGGCCGGAGACCGAUUAAAACAUCAGGCCUAAGAGCAGCAACUGCCUCCAAGAAAAGAACCCACGCCGAAAUUGGAGAUGAGAGUGAGCCAGACUCGGAAACCUCGGGCUUGAAACGGUCACACUACUUCUCCGAUAAGGGGGAGGAGGAGGAGGAGGGAGACACUUCUAUGCAAGACUUGACCGAAGUAAACGCCCCUAGAAAUGCCGGUCCGUCUGUUCAGUCGCCAUCAGACGACGUAGAGCCGAUCCAGAUUGUGAUUCGCACGGAGAAGAUACCUUCCACCGCCCCUCAAGGCCCUGACGAUACUUGGACGUGUGAAGAAGAUGGCUGCGCAUAUGUUGUGCGAGGUGGUGACGCACAAGGGUGUCAAACACGGAUUCAACAGCACUUUGAAGAACACCAGGAGCAAAACAAACGACUCAACCUCGCAGUCACGGAAAGCAGCCGUGGCCACAUGCCGAUUAAGUAUGCCUAUUUCCCCCCUUUCCUGAUACUCGUUGAAUUCCCUCCCACCACGAACACAACAACAAGAACAACAAGAACUACUCCCGCCGUCGACGCCCCUUUAAGUCCACCACCGGAAGCCAUACCAGAUCUAAGUAGAUCAGCAACAGAAGAAUUUCGUCAGAUUGUUGCCCAAUUUCGCCGCCGUCCCCAGCCCGUUUCUGAUAGAAUACCGUCUCUAAUACUGUUGCAGUCAUUUACUCGAGAAGCUCAAGCGAAUGGGCGAAAAAGCCCAGCCGAACCAGCCUCAGGGUGGAACACUCCCGCAGCCGAUCAAGAGGAAACUGAUAGUGUGACGCUGCAGCUUGAGGACGACGAUUGA